Molecule: messenger RNA, 5697 nt
Organism: Eptesicus fuscus (big brown bat)
Lineage: Eukaryota; Metazoa; Chordata; Mammalia; Chiroptera; Vespertilionidae
Gene: CCNB3
Product: cyclin B3
Exons: 12
Coding region: 7-5589 (1860 amino acids)
Biological process (GO): regulation of cyclin-dependent protein serine/threonine kinase activity; mitotic cell cycle phase transition
Cellular component (GO): cytoplasm; nucleus; cyclin-dependent protein kinase holoenzyme complex
Molecular function (GO): cyclin-dependent protein serine/threonine kinase regulator activity
Source: RefSeq, a predicted model, not a curated record
UAAGAGAUGACACCACCACUUGGAAGCGACACACAUGAGACUAAGAAAUCGCAGUCCAACAAAAUUGUGCCCAGUGAUGAUGGCGAAUCUGAAAAGAGUGAGGAAGAGUACCAAGCAGUGAUAUCUCCAUCUUCACCUCAGGGACUGCUCAAAAUGAGAUCAGCUUUGGACGAUCUCACUAAUGCUUCUCAGAGUUCAUCUGACCAACCCAAGAAGGAAGCCAAUAAGGAGGUUGUUAAAGACAUUUCCAAGAAGAUAAACAGGAACAUACCUGCUCUGGAGUUGGCCAAAAACAAUGAGAUAAAUAAAAAAUAUGAAUUGGAACCCUCAUCAGCAGCAGUUACCACCAUGAUACUAAACUCUGUGGAGAAACCACUCACUGUGAAUAUAUCUACCAUUUCUAAAGCACCCACUACUGAAGAGGCAUCUCUUUUAAAAAAGCCAUUAGUUUUAAAAGAGAAACCCACUACUAGGGACACAAUCUACAUGAAGAGGUCAUUAUCUUUAAAGAAGGAUAUAAAUUGGAAUAAGACACCUGAAUUUGUGGAGCCACUAUCCUUGUUGGAGGAGACUGAGAGUGAUUUGGAGUUUGUUUCAGAGCCAGUGACUUUUGGGAAUAAGUAUGAAACUGAGGAGGCAACUUUCCCUAAGAGCACAUUACCAUCCACGAAGUUGUAUAUAAGUCAAGGGAAGCAGUUCUGCUGUGUGAAGGAACUGAUCUCACUGGACAAUAACAUUGAAAAUGAUUCUUUUAUGGAGCCAAUGAACUUUAGGAAGAAACCUAAAACUGAGGAGUCUACCACCACCGAGAGGAUAUUAACUUUAAAUAAGUGUACCACUCAGGAGAAGAUGUCUUAUAAGAGGAAGCCACUAAUAUUGCAGAAGGCCACCUCCAGAGAGAAGUUGCUCAAUGAGGAACCAUUUUCUUUUGAGAAUAAGUCUACCACUAAGGAGUUAUGCUGUGUGAAGGAACUGACCUCACUGGACAAUAACAUUGAAAAGGAUUCUUUUAUGGAGCCAAUGAACUUUAGAAAGAAACCUAAAACUGAGGAGUCAACCACCACCGAGAGGCUAUUAACUUUAAAUAAGUGUACCACUCAGGAGAAGGUGUCUUAUAAGAGGAAGCCACUAAUAUUGCAGAAGGCCACCUCCAGAGAGGAGUUGCUCAAUGAGGAACCAUUUUCUUUUGAGAAUAAGUCUACCACUAAGGAGUUAUGCUGUGUGAAGGAACUGACCUCACUGGACAAUAACAUUGAAAAUGAUUCUUUUAUGGAGCCAAUGAACUUUAGAAAAAAACCUAAAACUGAGGAGUCAACCACUACUGAGAGGCUAUUAACUUUAAAUAAGUGUACCACUCAGGAGAAGGUGUCUUAUAAGAGGAAGCCACUAAUAUUGCAGAAGGCCACCUCCAGAGAGAAGUUGCUCAAUGAGAAACCAUUUUCUUUUGAGAAUAAGUCUACCGCUAAGGAGUUAUGCUGUGUGAAGGAACUGACCUCACUGGACAAUAACAUUGAAAAGGAUUCUUUUAUGGAGCCAAUGAACUUUAGAAAGAAACCUAAAACUGAGGAGUCAACCACCACCGAGAGGCUAUUAACUUUAAAUAAGUGUACCACUCAGGAGAAGGUGUCUUAUAAGAGGAAGCCACUAAUAUUGCAGAAGGCCACCUCCAGAGAGGAGUUGCUCAAUGAGGAACCAUUUUCUUUUGAGAAUAAGUCUACCACUAAGGAGUUAUGCUGUGUGAAGGAACUGACCCCACUGGACAAUAACAUUGAAAAGGAUUCUUUUAUGGAGCCAAUGAACUUUAGAAAGAAACCUAAAACUGAGGAGUCAACCACUACUGAGAGGCUAUUAACUUUAAAUAAGUGUACCACUCAGGAGAAGGUGUCUUAUAAGAGGAAGCCACUAAUAUUGCAGAAGGCCACCUCCAGAGAGAAGUUGCUCAAUGAGGAACCAUUUUCUUUUGAGAAUAAGUCUACCACUAAGGAGUUAUGCUGUGUGAAGGAACUGACCUCACUGGACAAUAACAUUGAAAAUGAUUCUUUUAUGGAGCCAAUGACCUUUAGAAAGAAACCUAAAACUGAGGAGUCAACCACUACCGAGAGGCUAUUAACUUUAAAUAAGUGUACUACUCAGGAGAAGGUGUCUUAUAAGAGGAAGCCACUAAUAUUGCAGAAGGCCACCUCCAGAGAGAAGUUGCUCAAUGAGGAACCAUUUUCUUUUGAGAAUAAGUCUACCACUAAGGAGUUAUGCUGUGUGAAGGAACUGACCUCACUGGACAAUAACAUUGAAAAUGAUUCUUUUAUGGAGCCAAUGACCUUUAGAAAGAAACCUAAAACUGAGGAGUCAACCACCACCGAGAGGCUAUUAACUUUAAAUAAGUGUACCACUCAGGAGAAGGUGUCUUAUAAGAGGAAGCCACUAAUAUUGCAGAAGGCCACCUCCAGAGAGGAGUUGCUCAAUGAGGAACCAUUUUCUUUUGAGAAUAAGUCUACCACUAAGGAGUUAUGCUGUGUGAAGGAACUGACCUCACUGGACAAUAACAUUGAAAAUGAUUCUUUUAUGGAGCCAAUGAACUUUAGAAAGAAACCUAAAACUGAGGAGUCAACCACUACCGAGAGGCUAUUAACUUUAAAUAAGUGUACCACUCAGGAGAAGGUGUCUUAUAAGAGGAAGCCACUAAUAUUGCAGAAGGCCACCUCCAGAGAGGAGUUGCUCAAUGAGGAACCAUUUUCUUUUGAGAAUAAGUCUACCACUAAGGAGUUAUGCUGUGUGAAGGAACUGACCUCACUGGACAAUAACAUUGAAAAGGAUUCUUUUAUGGAGCCAAUGAACUUUAGAAAGAAACCUAAAACUGAGGAGUCAACCACUACCGAGAGGCUAUUAACUUUAAAUAAGUGUACCACUCAGGAGAAGGUGUCUUAUAAGAGGAAGCCACUAAUAUUGCAGAAGGCCACAUCCAGAGAGAAGUUGCUCAAUGAGGAACCAUUUUCUUUUGAGAAUAAGUCUACCACUAAGGAGUUAUGCUGUGUGAAGGAACUGACCUCACUGGACAAUAACAUUGAAAAGGAUUCUUUUAUGGAGCCAAUGAACUUUAGGAAGAAACCUAAAACUGAGGAGUCAACCACCACCGAGAGGCUAUUAACUUUAAAUAAGUGUACCACUCAGGAGAAGGUGUCUUAUAAGAGGAAGCCACUAAUAUUGCAGAAGGCCACCUCCAGAGAGGAGUUGCUCAAUGAGGAACCAUUUUCUUUUGAGAAUAAGUCUACUACUAAGGAGUUAUGCUGUGUGAAGGAACUGACCUCACUGGACAAUAACAUUGAAAAGGAUUCUUUUAUGGAGCCAAUGAACUUUAGAAAGAAACCUAAAACUGAGAAGUCAACCACUACCGAGAGGCUAUUAACUUUAAAUAAGUGUACCACUCAGGAGAAGGUGUCUUAUAAGAGGAAGCCACUAAUAUUGCAGAAGGCCACCUCCAGAGAGAAGUUGCUCAGUGAGGAACCAUUUUCUUUUGAGAAUAAGUCUACCACUAAGGAGUUCCUUUUCCAAGAGCCAUUCCAAGAGAAGCACACCACUGAGGGGGACAUUUCUGUCAUAAAGAAGCCCUUGACCCUGCAAAAGAAUCCAACUGAGGAGUCACUUUUAAAGGAGCCUUUGGUUUUUAAGAAGAAGCAUACCAUUGAAGAGGCAACCCCCAAGGAGGUGCUAGUGUUUGUAAAGAGACGUACCGCUAAAGAUAGGCUAUCCUGCUUGAAGAAGCCACUAAAGCCUACCAUGGAGGAGGAGUUCCUCUUCAAGGAAUCAUCUGUGUUGCCAGAGAAGCACACCACGCAGGGGGAAGUAGCCCUCUUGAAGAAGCCUUGGGCAUUGCAGGAGAAUAUUCACAGUAAAGAUGAAUUUCUUAUGGAGCCAGUUUACUUUAGGAAGAAACAUACCACAAAUGAGGCAAUCUCCAGCAAGGAGCCAUUAUCUUUAAAGAAGAAAAAGCACACCACUCAAAUAAUGACGUCUAUCUGCCAAGAAGUGUUGGACUUGCAGAAUAUGAUUGGCAAAGAUAAGGAUUCCUUUGUUAUGAAGCCAGGGCCAUUUAGGAAGAAGUCCUCAACUGAGGAGACAAUUGAUACCAAGACACUGUUAUCUUUAAAAAAGAAGCAUAUCAUUGAUACCAAAGAGGACUCCUUGAAGAAGCUAUUGACUUUGCAGGAGAAAAGCACAACUGAAGAGGAUUCCCUUUAUAAGAAACCAUCGAUUCUGAAGAAGAAACUCUCCACUGAGGCAAUAAUAAGCACAGAUAGUCAAUUAUCUUUAAAGAAGAAGUCCACUGCUCAAGGGGAGGUGUUCCUCUUGAAGAAGCAAUUGUCCUUGCAGCAGAAGCCCAGUAUUGAGAAGGAAUCCCCCAUCAUUGAAGAAUUAACUUUUCAGAGGAAGCUUGCCAUCAAUGACUCACUCAAUUUAAAGACGGUAUCCUUGAAUGAGAAAUCCACCACUGGGAAGAAGGUGUCCUUUAAGGAGCCAUUGGUCUUGCAAGAUAAUCCCACCCAAAAGGAAGACACUAGUCUUAAAGAUGUAUCAAUCCUCCCAGUUAAUAUCAGCUCACAUGUGUUCAACUCUCCCCCUGAAUCCAGAACAGCAAUGUCCCUCUCUGACAUCCUGUCUAUUGUGAGCAAGUAUCGUACCUCAAGGAAGCACAGUGCUCGUAAACCCAGUACCAAAAAACGUGUCUCCGAUUGGCGCCGUAUAUCAAAGAAGGAGAUAACUAUACUGGAGAUUAUUGAUCAGACCCAUUAUGAUCCAUUUUUCAACUUAUCAUACACCCAAGAUAUCUUCAAAUACAUGAAGGAGAGAGAGGAAAAGUUCAGACUUAAAAAUUACAUGAGCAGUCAGACUGACAUAAACAGUGACACGAGGGCCCUUCUUGUGAACUGGUUGGUGAAAAUACAGAUUAACUGUGAUCUGAUUCAUGAGAGCCUCUACUUGGCGGUGAAGCUGGUGGAUCGCUACCUUAUGAAGAAAAUAUGCAAGAAAGAGAAUAUGCAACUCCUUGGUGCCGCUGCUUCUCUGAUUGCAGCAAAACUUGAGGAGACCUACCAACCUAAGUUGGAAAAAUUCCUGAAAUCCCGUAAAGAGGCUUACCAGCGACAUGAGAUGCUUGCCAUGGAAAUGAACAUCCUGAGAACCCUCGAAUAUGAAGUCAACAUUCCUGUCGCCUAUCAUUUUCUGCGCAUGUAUUCUAUGAAUAUCCAUGUCGACAUAAAAACAGUGGUCUUAUCCCGAUUCAUCUGUGAGUUGACCCUGCAUGAAUAUGACUUUAUCCAGGAAAAGGGUUCCGAGCUAGCUGCUGCUUCCUUUCUCUUGGCGCUCUACAUGACGAAGCUUAAAAGCGUGGCUCAUUUACUGGAUUAUCACUUUGGCUACAAGCCCUCUGAUCUUUCCCGCUUGGUCAAAAAGCUUAACAAGCUGCUGACUUUGUAUCCUUACAAUGAUAGGUUCAAGGCUGUGCGUUUCAAGUAUUCUCACGAGAACUUCUAUGAAGUCACCAAAAUCCCCCUCUUGGACAAGUUGAAGCUGGAGGAACUUUUGAGUUCCCGCUAAUUCUGAAAUGAGGGCCUAGAACGCUGACAUCAUAUAACUAGGCUAUAUUUAUUCUGUCCUUGAAUUUUUUUGAUCACUUUUCUUCAUUUUUACUCUUUGUUUGUCUUU